Messenger RNA from Arachis duranensis, 1565 nucleotides. RefSeq names its product expansin-A10. Gene Ontology annotation, cellular component: extracellular region. The transcript is spliced from 4 exons. The coding region runs from base 150 to 902 and encodes 250 amino acids. Lineage: Eukaryota; Viridiplantae; Streptophyta; Magnoliopsida; Fabales; Fabaceae. Gene Ontology annotation, biological process: plant-type cell wall organization. The record is from RefSeq and is a predicted model, not a curated record.
CCCUGUAGCCACCCCCUUACAACCCAAAAAGGUCUAUAAAUUAAGUCGCACUUCCCUUCAUUAUGCUUCACUCAACUACUCAUCAACAACACAUUUGCCUCUCAUUUGUGUCUACUUUCCAAUAACCAAAGUUGUCAACAAGAAAAGAAAUGGAUCUGAUUGGUUUGGUCUUGGUCAUCAACCUCGCAAUGUUCUCCUCCUCCGUGUACGGCUAUGGCGGAGGAGGGUGGAUUAACGCACAUGCUACCUUCUAUGGUGGGAGUGAUGCUUCAGGAACAAUGGGUGGGGCGUGUGGGUAUGGGAACCUGUAUAGUCAAGGGUAUGGAACAAACACAGCAGCUUUGAGCACUGCACUGUUCAACAAUGGUUUGAGCUGUGGUUCAUGCUAUGAGAUAAGGUGUGUGAAUGACCGUAGGUGGUGCCUACCUGGCUCAAUAAUGGUAACUGCCACCAAUUUCUGCCCUCCAAACAAUGCCUUACCCAAUAACGCAGGAGGGUGGUGCAACCCUCCCUUGCACCACUUUGAUCUUGCUCAGCCUGUUUUCUUGCGCAUUGCGCAAUACAGAGCUGGAAUUAUCCCUGUUUCUUACAGAAGAGUACCCUGCAGGAGAAGGGGAGGAAUAAGGUUCACAGUCAAUGGCCACUCAUACUUCAACCUAGUCUUGGUGACAAACGUUGGCGGCGCCGGCGACGUUCAUGGCGUGGCCAUCAAGGGUUCAAGAACUGGGUGGAUGCCAAUGUCAAGAAACUGGGGACAGAAUUGGCAGAGCAACAACUUCCUCAACGGCCAAAGUCUCUCCUUCAAAGUCACCACUAGUGAUGGCCGUAGUGUGGUCUCUUACAAUGUUGCCCCAGCUGGAUGGUCAUUUGGCCAAACCUAUUCUGGAGCCCAAUUCCAUUAAGAUCUCUUCGAUUCGCGAUAUCUGUCACUUCGAAAUUUUCGGUACGCCAAAAAUAUUUAUAUCUAUGUACCAAAAAAAAAAAAAUCGAAGUGGUAGUUAUUAAGAAUUGAUGGUGGUAUGCUAUAGUUUCUUAAAUUUAAAUGUCCGUAGUAGUAUAUGACUUAAUAGUAUACUAGGAUAUUAGAUAGUAUGUUACUUGGUUAUAGGGACAAUUAAUUAAGGGAUAAUUAAGCUAUUUGCAUUAUUGGAGGGGGUUAGAAAAUGGGAAGGGCUUAUUUUAACUUAGCUCUUCAUCAUUUUCAUUUGAUUUGCGUUAAAGUAGGGAAAUUCCUAAUUAAGUGUUAGGAGCUUCCUUGAUGAUUGGGGGUGUUUUAUAUUUUAUAGUGCUGCUAAAAGGAAAGCUAGCAGAAUUAAAGUGGUUCAUUGGUAAAUUGGAAGAGGUGGACUAUCUUAAUUUCCACCCGCCAUUGGUAUUGGAUCAGUGUUUUUUGCCCCUUCCACUGGUGGGGUGUUUAGUUACUUAUCAGAAGCAUUGUUUGCUUACUAUAAUCCAUUGUAAUCAGCCCUUAUUAGCUGAGUAUGUCUUUUUGCUGUAUUAGAGACUCAAAGUGUAAAUGUUUCUAUUUCUGCAUGUAAUGGAAAGUUGAAGUAAUUUACUAGUAA